Molecule: messenger RNA, 999 nt
Organism: Vanderwaltozyma polyspora DSM 70294
Lineage: Eukaryota; Fungi; Ascomycota; Saccharomycetes; Saccharomycetales; Saccharomycetaceae
Product: opsin family protein
Exons: 1
Coding region: 1-999 (332 amino acids)
Cellular component (GO): plasma membrane; endoplasmic reticulum
Source: RefSeq, a predicted model, not a curated record
AUGCCUGCUACCGAUUAUUUAAUUAAGGCUGGUAACCAAGCUAUUAGAGUUAACCCUCCAAAUGGUGUCGAUUUCCACAUCACUAACCGUGGUUCAGAUUGGUUAUUCUCUGCCUUCUGUUUAUUCGCUUUCUUCUGUAUCAUUUUAGUCGUAUUCAUGUUCAGAAAACCAGCUAAUGAAAGAUUGUUUUACUACACCGGUAUUGCUCCAAGUUUAGUCAUGGCUAUUGCUUACUUCACCAUGGCUUCUAACUUGGGUUGGGCUCCAGUUAGAGCUGAAUUCAACCAUGUCAGAACAAGCACUCAAGAAGAACACCCAGGUUACAGACAAAUUUUCUACGCUAGAUACGUCGGUUGGUUCUUGGCUUUCCCAUGGCCAAUUAUUCAAGCUUGUUUGUUAGGUAACACUCCAGUAUGGCAAAUUUGCUUCAACAUCGCUAUGACUGAAGUCUUCACAAUUGGUUUCUUGGUCGCUUCUGUUGUCCACUCCACUUAUAAAUGGGGUUACUUCGUUUUCGGUAUUGCUGGUGCUUUAGUCGCUUCAAUCUCUGUCUUAACUACCACCAGAAACUUAGUUAAGCCAAUUGGUAGAGAUGUCUGGUUGAUCUUUAACUGUUACUAUGGUGCUUUCAUGUUCUUGUGGUUCAUUUACCCAGUUGCUUUCGGUAUCUCCGAUGGUGGUAACGUUUUGCAACCAGAUUCCUCUUCUGUCUUCCAUGGUAUUUUAGAUGUCUUGGCUUUAGGUGUUAUGCCAGCUUUGUUCGUUCCAAUUGCCUACAACAUUGGUUUGGACAGAUUAGGUUUGAGAGGUUACGAUGAAGGUAUCGGUGGUAUGUUCCAUGAAAAAUCAGUCUCUGGUAUUUCUUCCAUGAGAAACUCUGGUGAAACCGCUGUUUCCUCUCCAAAAUCUCCAGCUUCUCCAGUUUCCUCUGGUACUCCAGUCGAAAAGAAGAAGAAGAAGUCUAAGAAGUCAAAGAAGGCUAAGAAGACUUCAGAAUAA